Prosopis cineraria is the source of this 2450-nucleotide messenger RNA. Its product is annotated as DNA repair protein RAD51 homolog 4. Gene Ontology annotation, cellular component: replication fork; centrosome; Rad51B-Rad51C-Rad51D-XRCC2 complex. The record is from RefSeq and is a predicted model, not a curated record. Gene Ontology annotation, molecular function: ATP-dependent DNA damage sensor activity; ATP binding; four-way junction DNA binding. The coding region runs from base 1038 to 2045 and encodes 335 amino acids. The transcript is spliced from 11 exons. Gene Ontology annotation, biological process: reciprocal meiotic recombination; double-strand break repair via homologous recombination; telomere maintenance. NCBI's taxonomy places the organism in Eukaryota, Viridiplantae, Streptophyta, Magnoliopsida, Fabales, Fabaceae.
CCCCCAAUCCUUUGCUGCGUUCCUUUUUUGAUUGUGUGCAUCUGUGUUUCUAUCCAAUGCUUGUAAACACAUUGAAUCAAAUCAGGGAUUUAAUCGGAAGUCGCUUGAGAAUGUUUGUGAUGAUUUCAUCCGAUCCCUAUUUUAACACACCGAAAUGGAAAAUGGAGAGAGAGCGGGGAGGGACAGAGAUGCUUACAAGUGGGGAAGAGCAAUGAUAGGACUUCGGUGAGCCUACUGACCAAGUGAUGCCUUUAUCAUGCGAUCUUUUCAUAGGUCCUCUCCAAUUGUAUAUAGAGAAUUUUACUAUGCUCUUACAUAAAAUAUUAUGAAGAGUAGAAGAAGGAUGCCGGCGAGGAAAAAUCAGAGGCAGCGAAAGUCAUUGUGUUGGGGCGGCGACCUUCCAAGUGAACCUGGAGAUGCGAAAAAGACCAAGUUUGCUCCGGAAGUGCGUAACUGGGUCAGAUGUAGUCCAUAGGUUCUCUAAUUUUUGACGUUCACCCCAGUCCUUCGCUGCUUUCUCUUUUUGAUUAUACGCCCCCAUGUUAAUGUGACCUCCAGAAGUCAUAGGGGAAAAAAUUCCAGGAAUUGUGUGCGAAAAAAAUUGAGACAUUAUGUGUAUGAUCUGAUAAAGAAAAAUAGAUAGAAAUGGAAGAAAACACAACAUUGAAGAACCAUGGACGCACAGUUAACGAUGGAGAAUUGAAAAGUUGUUUAACAUACAAAGGGAAAAAGGAGAAUUCAGAAAACGUAUUGGAAUGGCAAAGCCUGAGUGCCUGACAAUGAGUGAAGGAUUGGGGAAAAAGUCAGAAGUGCUCAAAGUAGAAGUGUGUGAUAAAAUAAGCCAGUUAAAGAGAAAAUGAGCCGUCACUAUUCAUUGCCACAGGAUUAUGAGUCUAGAGCAGAUGACUUUUUUCGGCGCGGCUGAUAGAGUAUUAGGAGAUAUAUAGAUUUAGCCAAUUUUUAUUGACCCGAGUCCAUGGACCUGGGGCAGACAACCAUAGUAAUUAGCAACUCCGUUGGGUUUGGGAGCAGAGAAAAUGGCGCCGUUGAAAUCUCUACAGCAAGAGUAUCCGCUCGUUGAUUCUAGCUUCCAAGCUUUUUGCGCUUCCCACGGCAUUUUCUCAGUGGAAGACUUCCUCCUGUACGAUGUUGAUGUACUGAUUUCUUCUGCGGAUAAGCAGUCCACUUCGCAGAGACUAAAGCAGGGAAUCAAUCAACUACUAUAUAUCAUAGAUGCGUUGCAUCAACCAUUGUUGACUGGUCUGGAUCUGCUUGAAGAUGCUAAACGGAAUAAACAUUCAUUAUCCACCGGAUGUCAAGGGUACCAUUGGAUUGAUGUAUUGCUUGGAGGUGGAUUACGUCAAGGACAAUUAACUGAACUUGUUGGACCAUCUUCAUCUGGAAAAACACAGGCUUGCCUGCAGUUCGCCGCAACUGUUGCAAAGAAGCAUUUGGCCUUUGUCGUAUACUUGGAUACAUGCAAUGCCUUUUCGCCCCAGUGCAUUGCUCAUUUCGUUGGUCGGUCCUCUAGUCCUGUCUUUAAUGAUCAGGCUGAUCACAAACCUCUUCAGAAAGUAUUAGACAGAAUAAUCUGUUAUCCAGUGUUUGACAUUUUUCAAAUGUUCGAUGUGUUGCAUCAGCUGGAGAUCAAUUUGAGAUCUGAGAUGUUCAAGUCAGAUUGUCAAGUUCGAUUGCUUAUUGUAGAUUCAGUUUCUUCGCUGAUCACCCCCAUCCUUGGGGGAGGUGGUCCUCAGGGACACGCUUUGAUGAUAUCUGUUGGGUUUUUACUAAAGAAAUUAGCACAUGAGCAUAAUCUAGCAGUGUUGGUGACUAAUCACGUGGUGGGGGGAGACUCUGGUACUUGCAAACCAGCACUGGGAGAGAGUUGGAAGACUGUCCCACAUGUACGAAUUUUGCUUUCUCGUGAAUGCGAGAGCGACAUAUGCACCUUUUCAAUUCUAAAACAUCCAUCCAUGGCUUCUGGUCGGGCUGCUUCAGAGAUGCACGCCCAUGAUUUGGUUUCUGGUCUCAGCAGCUCACCAUGAAGCAUUAGAGAAGGAAAUAGAAAGACAAACAGAUCCUGCAGAAGAUGGAGAAGUCUGUGAACAAUAAUAAUGACCAUCAGCUCCACUCUCCACCACUGCCACCGAUAACAACGUCAUUGCCAGUGGCGGCACCACCACCAACACAGGCACAACCACCACUAACGCCACUGUGCUCUCAGCCUGUAGGAUGUUUGGACAAGGAACGGCCUAUGAGUUCUCGUGUUUUCCCGCACUUCAAUGUCCACUAUUUUUUUUUUUUGGGGGCCUCUGACAUUUUCAUGAGCUAUGAAGUAAAUUUAAUUUGUUUGAAUAAAUUGAAGGGGAAAAAGUAAUUAUUACUUCGGAUUAAUUUGGUUGGGAAUUUAGUUAUUGCACAUUAAAUAAUAACAAAAUAAAAUACAUACA